GUGAACUGUCUGCAACAAAAAAAUGAAAGCCAUAACUCUUUGCCUACUCGUCCUGGUUUCCGCCAGCUGUAUGCUGAGCGCGAGCGUGAGUGCCAAUGCCGUGGACUCCGUCGUGUUCGAUGAUGAGCAAAUCGAUAUGCUCUUGGCCGAAUUGGACUCCGCUGAAGAUCAGGAUUAUAUGGACAUUGAAUCGUAUGGUUUCAUUCUCUCCUGCAAAAAGAUUUUGAGAAAAGCCCUCAAGUCGAUUCGCGGAACCAAUUGCAUUCUGAAGGAGGUUGUUGCUGUUUUGGACGCAUGCACCAAAUAUGUGGAGGCAAUCGAUGCAUGCGGUGUGGCUGUUCCCAAGGAUGUGGCCAAAAUCUUGGCCAAUGUGAAAUCCAUAAUAACUAUUUGCAAUAACAUUAUCCAUGCCAAUUCGACUUACUGUGACACCACCGCCGAAGCCGAGGCCGACUCUACCACCAGCAACGUUUCUACCUCUGCCAAGUGCUUUACCAAAGUCUUUGUGGCCACCAUGAAGUUGGUCCGCAAGAUCAAUGUCACCUUGAAGUUGAUGGCCAAAUUGCCUUCUGAUACCAGCUCCUGCUUUUUGGAUGCCACCAAUACGGUGAAGACAGUCUUCAAUAAAUUCUUGCCCAACAUUAAUUUGUGCAUUGAUUCGAUGUAAAAAUUGAAUAAAAUAAACGAACAUUUAUGAGCAAA
Molecule: messenger RNA, 702 nt
Organism: Drosophila willistoni
Lineage: Eukaryota; Metazoa; Arthropoda; Insecta; Diptera; Drosophilidae
Exons: 2
Coding region: 23-667 (214 amino acids)
Source: RefSeq, a predicted model, not a curated record